Pistacia vera is the source of this 1433-nucleotide messenger RNA. RefSeq lists its product as uncharacterized. NCBI's taxonomy places the organism in Eukaryota, Viridiplantae, Streptophyta, Magnoliopsida, Sapindales, Anacardiaceae. The record is from RefSeq and is a predicted model, not a curated record. The coding region runs from base 239 to 1204 and encodes 321 amino acids. The transcript has 5 exons.
AGGCAAAGCUACAAGGUAGAGGUGUAGGUGUUGGUGUUGGUGUUGUCAAGUUUGAACGAAGAAUAUUAAUUUUAUUUUUAUUAGUUUAAUACUAUUUUUAUUCAUGUUUUCAAAAUUUCCAGAGUUUAUUCGUUUUUUCUGUACGUUACGUUGAAGCCUAAGUUAUUCAACAACCAACCACCGCCUGCCACAAAAUUACCAGCUUUCCGGCGGCAUCUCCGACCUCCUGAGCUCAGAGAUGCCAAAUUCAUCUGAGGACUUGGAGCCACAUAUUCAUAGCUCUGUAAAUAAUGUUAAGGAAGAUAGUGAGUAUGUUAGGUUGGUUAUAUCGAGUGAAGCAGGCCCAACAGCUGAAGCUCAACCACAAACAAGGACUAAAUCUUUCAUCUGGUGGAUCAAAGCCUUUGCUUUCUCCAUUUUUCUUGUUGUGAUCUCUCUCAUCUUCUUAAAAUGGGGAGUCCCUUUUCUUUUCGAGAAGGUUCUCUUCCCAAUAAUGCAAUGGGAAGCAACUGCUUUUGGUCGUCCUGUUCUAGCCAUAGUGCUUGUUGCUUCUUUGGCAUUUUUCCCUGUGUUCUUGAUACCUUCGGGUCCUUCAAUGUGGUUGGCUGGUAUGAUUUUCGGUUAUGGUCUUGGGUUUGUUAUAAUUAUGGUUGGAACAACUAUUGGAAUGGUCCUUCCAUAUUUAAUUGGCCUACUGUUCCGUGACCGCAUACAUCAAUGGUUAAAGAGAUGGCCCCAGAAAGCUGCUAUGGUUAGACUCGCUGGGGAAGGAAGCUGGUUCCAUCAAUUCCGAGUGGUUGCUCUCUUUAGGGUUUCUCCUUUUCCAUACACAAUUUUCAACUAUGCAAUUGUGGUUACUAGUAUGAAAUUUUGGCCCUAUUUGUGUGGAUCAAUUGCUGGAAUGGUGCCAGAAGCUUUCAUUUACAUCUAUAGUGGUCGGUUAAUAAGGACAUUAGCAGAUGUGAAGUAUGGGAACUAUCACUUGACUACCGUGGAAAUUGUGUACAACAUUAUUUCCUUCAUUCUUGCAGUUGUUACCACUAUAGCCUUUACUGUUUACGCAAAAAGAGCUUUGAAGGAGCUCGAAAGGGGAGAGGCCAUUCUUGAAGCACCAUCUGCUUCCAACCAUGAUGACAAUUUCGAGAUGAAUAAGCUUCCCCUUGAAAGAUCCAAGCAUUUGGGUUCCUCAUCUUCUUCAUUAUAGUCAAGACACUCCACGAAAUAAUUAGUAUCUGUAAAAAGUUAGGUAUCUGAGGGGGUGUUCAAACUCCUUAGUCUUUGUAACCUAUUUUUCUUAGUUUUCCUUUUUAAUGGUUUUAUGUUUGAUCUGUAACCGCAGAAAUAGAAUACUAGAAGGAAUCCUUGACAAUACCUUGUAUGAGAUGUGAGAGAUUUAUGAACAGAUUGGCCUAUGUAUAUUAUUUGUUGAUUAA